Messenger RNA from Lachancea nothofagi CBS 11611, 1401 nucleotides. Lineage: Eukaryota; Fungi; Ascomycota; Saccharomycetes; Saccharomycetales; Saccharomycetaceae. The record is from the annotation of a GenBank genome assembly.
AUGGACCGUCCUAUCGACGAUAUUGUGAAAAACCUUUUGAAAUUUGUCGUGAGAGGUUUCUAUACUGGUGCGUAUGUCCUGGUGGUAGAUGGUAUUUUAUUUCACUCUGUAUUAUCGGAAGAGGAUUUAGCUCACCUGCUGGGGAUCAAGAGGCCCGAGUUGCGUGGACUAUUGACAAAGCUACUAGAAGAUAGAAUGAUUGCAGUUCAUUCGCAGCAAGAAUUUCACUUUAACACGAGAAGCAUAAAGAGAUAUUACUACUACAUCAAGUAUCCUCAAGCCAUAGACGCCAUCAAAUGGAAAGUGCAUCAAAUUGUCUCUAUGCUUAAAGACGAUCUCGACAAAAACUCUGCUCCGCAAGGUUACAUGUGCUCCAUUUGUCAGACUAAAUACUCGCAACUUGAAGCUGUCUCACUUUUGAAUUAUGAAAAGACACAAUUCUUGUGUAGUUUGUGCGAAGAGCCAUUGAUAGAGGACGAUUCGGGCAAGAAGUCAAAGGAGAAACAAAUUAAGUUGAAUAGACUCAUGGAUCAAGUCCAACCCAUUAUCGAUUAUUUGAAGAAAAUCGACGACUCUAGAAUUGAGGAAAAUACAUUUGAGACUUCGUUAGCAAGGUUGAUUCCGCCUCAGAACAACUCCGUUGCAUCCUACACUGUCAAUCCAAGAUCUAAGAAAAGCAAAAUGUUUACGCCCGGUGACCACGUUAACUCUGCCUUGGAUAACGCAAGCAGCAGACGUGCUGGCGCCAAAUCUCAAGCCACGUUGCAUGUAAAUAUCACGACAGCUAGCGAUGAACAAGCUCGGAGUGAACGCCAAGAAAGAGAAAUGGAGGAAAAGAGAAAGCAGAAUGCCUUACCUGCUUGGCACGAGCAAAGUACUGUGGGUAAAGCCGCUUUAGGUAGACUGGACAAAGAUGACGAAAAUAUGCCUGUACCACCACAAACAAAUGGAGGUGCUGAAGCUAUACCUGCACAAAUAUCUGGUGAUACUGAGAAUGUCCCAGUAGAGUUGGAGUAUGAUGAGCCUGCCCCCCCACUCACGCAGAAGGAGGUUGAAGAAAGAGAGGCAGAGAAAACUUUGGCUGACUACUAUGCUCAAUUAGCAAAGAAACAGGCCCUUGAAGAUGAAGAAGACGAAGGCGAGGAUGAGGAUGGAGGAGAAGAUGGAGAGGGCUUCGAUGUUGAGUUUGAAGAUGUGGCGAGUGAAAACGAGAACGCAAAUGAGAACGCAAAUGGAAACAAUGCCACCAAUAACAUCCCGGUUGAGAACGUGGAAAGUGUCCAAAAUAUCGAUUCAAACGUAAAGAAAGAAUCCACAGGAGAAGGAGUAAAGAGCCAAGGGUCGAAGGAGGUCGAAGAGAUUGAUGAUGAUGACAUUGAUGCUGAUUUUGAGGAUGUUUAA